Messenger RNA from Cercopithifilaria johnstoni, 390 nucleotides. NCBI's taxonomy places the organism in Eukaryota, Metazoa, Nematoda, Chromadorea, Rhabditida, Onchocercidae. The record is from the annotation of a GenBank genome assembly.
AUGCAAAAAACUUGCACGUUGAAUCAACGAACCAUAUUUGUUACAACGAUCGGUAUCAAAGGCAAUCAGCCAGUGCAAGCAGGACUAGGAAAUGAUGGCAAAAUAAAGGCGGUGGAUAAUGAUUGCAAUGAAAAGCGGUUCAAAUGUGGCGAAUGCGGUAAGCAAUUUUGUCGUGCAGGCAAUCUGAAACGCCAUAAGAUAAUACAUACCGAUGAGAUAUAUUACGUAUGUAAGGUAUCAAACGAAAGCGAACAGCCAAUACGAGCGGGACUAGAAAAUGAUGACAAAAUAGGGAUGGUGAAUAAUGAUUGUAAAGCAAACGAAAAGCGGUUCAAAUGUAGCGAAUGCGGUAAGCAAUUUAGUCAUGCAGGCAAUCUGAAACGCCAUAAG